Molecule: messenger RNA, 432 nt
Organism: Triticum dicoccoides
Lineage: Eukaryota; Viridiplantae; Streptophyta; Magnoliopsida; Poales; Poaceae
Exons: 1
Coding region: 1-432 (143 amino acids)
Source: RefSeq, a predicted model, not a curated record
AUGGCACGGUGCUCGCGCGCUUGGCUCACACUGAUUCUUCUCGCUUGUGCCCUUGUGCAGAGCUCUUACGGCUCGAGACCAUCUCCAAUGGGGUUGCAGAAGCCCGGGGUCGUGUCUCCGACGAUGGUUCACGGCGCCGCUGAACCACGCCCCCACGACGACGGGGCGACCAUAGUCCCGCCCUCCACGGAGGAGGGUGCGACCGGUCAUGGUGGUGUUGUAGCAACUUCGGCGCUGACGGGCGGUGGUGUUGUGUCGUCGGAGCAGAGGAAGGGUACAGACGUGCCGGUGCUGCAGCAGGCGCUGGGAAGGAUGCUGGGCUCGAAGAUGGCGCGCCGGGUCCUGGGAGGGGAGGCGGAGGACUCGGCGGCGGGGCCGUCGUGCCACUCCAACAACGCGCACAUCACCUGUGCCCCGCCGGCGCAGCACUGA